Molecule: messenger RNA, 753 nt
Organism: Staurois parvus
Lineage: Eukaryota; Metazoa; Chordata; Amphibia; Anura; Ranidae
Source: the annotation of a GenBank genome assembly
AUGGAUGGAGCAAUGAGGACCGGACUGAAAAUUGCACAUGUGAUCUCCUUUCUUCUCCUCCUGGGAUCAGGUGAUUUUCAGGUUCGGGGGCUGAGAGUUACUGGGAAAGAUGUUCCUACUGAAGCUCUUAGAGGAGAAAAUGUCACCAUCCCUUGUCUGCUGUCUGGUGUCCCAAUACCGCUGAAUCUAGAGAAACUAUCAGUUGUCUGGACUCUCAGAUUACAGAAUGGAACUGAACGUGAGGUUUAUGGUUUUAGUAGUUACAAACAUACGCCAUCGAGGAUCGGAUCUCACAUGAAUGACAAAGACCUCCAACUAGGCAAUGCCAGUCUUUUCAUACCCAACAUUCAGAUCACAGAUGAAGGGAACUAUCGCUGCUUUGUUAUCUUCACUCCAGAUUCCAGGGCCUCUACAUCUACUCUGCAAGUAUCAGUUAAGCCGCAGAUGGCACUGAGCCAUAAUCAACAGGUUGAAGGUGGAAUCACGGAUCUGUCCGUUGUGAAGUCAGCAAUUGUUACCCAGAAGCUGUGAAGAUCCGAUGGGUUAAAUCCAGUAAAAGUAACAGCAGGAGCUCACCUUGGGACAAGGACGUUUAUUUCACAACACCUUUGGGGAACAGCGAUGGGACAUUUAGUGUGACCAGUGUGCUGAUUGUGGAGCCGUCUACAGACGCUGAACCCGGAGAUGUAUUCUUCUGUAUUGUCAGCCACAGAUCCCUGGAGGAGGAAAUGACUCUCAGCUUUACCAUGCCAA